This is a messenger RNA of Exserohilum turcica Et28A, 2096 nucleotides long. RefSeq lists its product as uncharacterized. Gene Ontology annotation, cellular component: mitochondrial inner membrane. The transcript has 2 exons. NCBI's taxonomy places the organism in Eukaryota, Fungi, Ascomycota, Dothideomycetes, Pleosporales, Pleosporaceae. Gene Ontology annotation, molecular function: A2-type glycerophospholipase activity. The coding region runs from base 260 to 2008 and encodes 582 amino acids. Gene Ontology annotation, biological process: cardiolipin acyl-chain remodeling. The record is from RefSeq and is a predicted model, not a curated record.
CAGACAGAUCCACACGCAUCCCAGCGCAGGCAGCACCGCUCGAGUGCAGGCGGGCUGAUUAUUCGCCCGACCGGAGGAGCCAGGCGCGGGCUUUGUUUAUCUCCGCGUCGCAGUCGCGCUGUCCGCCACGCCGAACUCGUCCAGAGGCACACUACAAUACGUCAGCUCACCAUCUUGUCGCAGGCAGUGCCUCAGGGCGCUCUGCGACACGACAAAUACCGCCACCAUUCCGCGCGCAUUCUUCGGCACGCGCUCGCGCAUGUUCGCCUCGACAGGGCCCUUGACGGCAUUCACGCUGCGCCUGCGCCUGCUCCACGCCCACCUGGCCCGCCCCAGCGCCCGCAGCAUCGUCCACAAAGGCGUCGGCUUCGGCGGCGCCAGCUACAUCAGCCUGAGCCUCAGCACCCCCAUCCGCAUCGACACCAAGGCAAACUCGACCAUGGCGGCCCCGGAGCACCACGAGGACGGCCAGGGCGGCCAGCAGAGGGUGCUGGCCAGCCAACGGGCCGCCGACCAGGGCGAGGCGCAGGGCCGCUUCUCCAAAUGGUUUCCCUUGUCGGCCAGGCAGGGCUUCGACCAGUGGUGGGCCGGACUGUCGCCCAUGGCCACGGAGCACCGCGUCCUCUCGUUUGUGCCCCAUCUGCAGAGCCCGCCGACACACUCGCAGACGGGCACCGACGGCCAUGGGCCGCCCAGGCAGGCCGAAGACCAUGUCACGACCAGCUCGGCCAGCGACCCGUACGGGCCGCGCCGAUGGAACUCGCAGAUGGUGCCGCUCAGCGGCAAGGACCGCGCGCUCAACGAGUUCUCGGUGGAGCGCGUGGGGGAGGAGGUGGAGAACAAUCUGGUCAUGCUGCAUGGCUACGGCGCGGGGCUGGGCUUCUUCUACCGCAACUUUGAGGCGAUAUCGCGCGCCGAGGGAUGGAAGGUGUUUGCCCUCGAUCUCCUCGGCAUGGGCCGCAGCAGCCGCCCGCCGUUCAAGAUCCACGCAAAGGACAAGGAGGGCAGGAUUGCAGAGGCCGAGUCGUGGUUUGUCGAUGCGCUCGAGGAGUGGAGGAUCAAGAGAGGCCUGGAGCGCUUCACGCUGCUGGGCCACAGUCUCGGGGGCUACCUCGCGGUGGCGUACGCGCUCAAGUAUCCCGGCCACCUCAACAAGCUGAUUCUGGCUUCGCCCGUCGGUAUACCCGAGGACCCCUACGCCGUCGACGACGACAUGCCCGGCCCACACGACUCGACCAUGGCCAAUGAGUUUACCCAGGACGCGGCCUCGGCCAACAACAGCGGUGUGCAGGCGUCGACAGCAGACAAGAACAACUUUCUGAACCAGCAAAAAGAAACGGACCGUGCAAAGGAUGCCAAGCAGCCGCCAAGACGACGACUGCCGUGGUGGCUGUAUUCGCUGUGGGAGGCCAAUCUGAUCUCGCCCUUUACCUUUGUGCGCUGGUCCGGGCCGCUGGGACCGCGGCUUGUGUCGGGGUGGACGUCGCGGCGCUUCUCCCAUCUCCCAGAGGAAGAGGCGCAGGCGCUGCACGACUACAGCUAUGCACUGUUCCGACAGCGUGGCAGUUCGGAGUAUGCACUCGGCUAUCUGCUGGCACCGGGUGCAUUCGCGCGCAGCCCGCUGAUUCGGAGGAUACAGGGCGUGGGGCGGCAGUGGAUACAGGCACAUGAUGCCGCCACGGUCGACGCCGACGGUGCACCCAAGCAGUCGCAGGCGGCGGCGCAGCGCGAGAAGGGGUUCCCCGUCGUCUUCAUGUACGGCGAGAACGACUGGAUGGACGUUGCGGGAGGGUUUGCUGCCGAGGAGAAGAUGAAGCAGGAGCGCGAACGCAUCCUGGCGACCGCAUCGGCCGAAGAGCGGCAGCAGGACGGCGGGGUUGCCAAGGUGGUGAUUAUCAACAAGGCCGGGCACCAUGUGUACCUGGAUGGGUGGGAGCAGUUCAACCGCGUCAUGCUGGAGGAGAUGGACGAGGUUAGGCGGCGCGAGCAGGGCCGAAGGCUGGCGUAGGCGUAGAGUUGCAUGGCGUUGGGCGUUGGCGAGGACUCAAGGCGAGGCGCGCCGCCGACGGUGUGUGUAAAUGUCCAAUUGACUUGUU